CACUAAACAUAGCUAAAUAUAACUAUUGUUAAAAAUUCUUCCUAACUAGAAUUAUGCUUCAGUGAAUUUGGGAAAAACCGAAAACAAGGUGCAAUAAACCAGCAUCAGAUUACAGACAUCUGAUCGAAAAUAGGUGCGUGAAAAGGUAAUGGUCGGAUUAUAAUUGCAGAUUCAGUUGCCCACAAAAUAACUACAGUGCAUAAUCCCAAUCAGGUCACACUUCAAUAAAACGAUUGCAACAAGUUGAUAAGUGGUAAAGGAAGAACGUGACAGUAAUUUUCUUCCACUAGAAAAAUUUCGCGUGUAGUACAAGCUUUAUCACGGAGAUAUUGGAUCUGUUUAAAUAUUUUGACGUUGACGAAAUGGAUUUCUGGGGGUUGUUGACAUUCAUAUUCCUGGUCAUGUUUUUUAUAAGCUGCUGCAGCUACUGCUGCACUGUAAAAAAACGUGGCGUCGUAUUGUCGACACCCGUUGUAGUGACAUCAACGACGCACACCGCACCGGGUGGUUACCCGGUCGCACAAAUGCCGCCUGCCACCGGCUAUCAACAGCAAGCCGUGUACCCGCCAUAUCCAACACAAGCAACCGCUCACGGACAAAUGCCGAUGCCGAUGCCAGCUGCGACAUCGCCUGCGCCUGGCGUGCAAGCCUAUGUGGCACCGUAUCCACCAAUGCCUACGGCUACUAUGAACCCACCCAGCUAUGAAGCCGCUGUGGCAGGUGUAGGGGUUGGUCAACCAAAUAAUGCAAGCAGCGGCUACGAAAAACAAGCUCCCUACAAUCCCAACUACAAUGCCUACUAGAAUAACGAGGCGUGGUUAGUUAAACUGUUGUCAAAGAACAGCAAAACCAUGUCGAUUUGAUAAAUACUAAUAUAUACAAACUUAUUUAUUAAGAAAGCCAUAUAACAAACGCAUGUGGUGCUGAUAAUUUUAAAAGUAUUGUUUUCUGCAAAAACGAUAACAAUAUAGUAUAUAGGGAGUGAAUAAGAAAUGUGCGAAUGCGAUGCUAUGCAAUGGAAAAUAAAUAGUUUCCUUCGGGGCGACUAUUCAGGAAAAUGCAGACGUGAAAAGUAAAUUUCAAAAUUUAAUGUACAAAUGUUUUGGAAAAAUGCAUGUCUUCUGGAAGCAAUUCAAAUUUAGCGUAAAUUUCUAAAACGGUAGAGGAAAUAAACGUAAAAUUAAAUUUAAAGACAUGAAAAGUAAAUUCAUAAAUUUAAUGCACAAAUGUUUUCGAAAAAGGUAUGUCUUCUGAAGAGUAUUUCAAAUUUAGUGUAAAUUUCCACAAUGGCAGAGGAAGUAUAUGUAAAAUUGUAAAAUUAUGAAUUAAUGAACUGAAAUUCAUAUUUCUGGUUUUCAUACACAAAUUAGCUCCACUCCUUAUUUUUGAUAUCUUUUAUUUACAAUACCUUAACCAAAGAAUGCUUUAACCAAACCUAAACAGAAGGAUUCUCGAUGUCUAACACGAUUGCACAGUAAGAGAAUCUCCCUUAUGUAUUAGUGGAUGAUAUAAAAACUAUCAAUAUUUCCUGUACCAAGUCUUACAACCGAAACGCUGUAAAAUCAAAUGUUUUUGAUUUAUUUUUAUAUUUUUCCUACAUUAUAAAUAAAUAAAAUAUUGGACUGCGUACAAAGAAAUUCAAUGUCAUGGUCUACAAAUCUCUCUUUCUCCGGUUUCAUACUAAAGAAUACCAAAACCACACAAAAACUGGGAAGAGUAUCUCCUGUAUCUUAAGUUAACAAUGAUUUGCUGCAGUGAGCAUAAAUGUUUCGACCGCAUGUAAAAUCUAUGUAUGGCAGUUACAAUAAUUAGACGAAGAAUGUGUAAUGAAAAGCUAACUGUUAUUGGUGUGAUAUACUGUAAGAUAUAAAAAAUUAAACUUGAACUAAAAUAUACAUACUUUACAAUAUCUCAGCUAAGUUUAUAUAAAGUUUAAGCGCAACAAUUAAAUUUACAUCAGUGGCAAAGUUUCAUUAUACUAUGAUAAUUCUCUACGAUUUAUAAACUAAAAUAAAGUUCUAUAUGUACAAUAUAAUAAAAUAAAACUGAAAAAAUAAACUGUUCCAUUUACCUGUUUUAUGUUCAAAAUUAAGAAAAUAAAAAUAUUAAAGCUACGCAUUAUAUAACGCAAUGGUUCAAUUAUACUGAA
Molecule: messenger RNA, 2149 nt
Organism: Anastrepha obliqua
Lineage: Eukaryota; Metazoa; Arthropoda; Insecta; Diptera; Tephritidae
Product: protein shisa-5
Exons: 5
Coding region: 363-803 (146 amino acids)
Source: RefSeq, a predicted model, not a curated record